Messenger RNA from Aureobasidium musti, 1242 nucleotides. The record is from the annotation of a GenBank genome assembly. Lineage: Eukaryota; Fungi; Ascomycota; Dothideomycetes; Dothideales; Saccotheciaceae.
AUGUCAAGCGAAGAAAAGCCCUCAUUGGAUCCACACGAAUGUGCAAGCUUGCACAACCAGAUUCUUCAACGAGCCACACAGCAAUCUGCCGACUCCGCUCAACCUUCGAAGAGUCUACUCGAUGACUACAGUGAUACACUCAGAGCACGUCUCUUGCCCGAUCUUCAAGAGUUCUUUAGGGCCAUCGCUCCUAGGUCUACAAGCAACGAAGCGACAUUACUCACCCCUUUCAACCUUUACCCGGACCCCGAAGCAUUCUUCAUACACAAGGAAAUGCCACAGUUUGAGCGAUACAAAGACAAUCUUGUCAUGUUGUACCCAGCCAAGAAGUCUGCUGGAGGAUUGUUCUUACUGCAGAAUCUCAAGCUUGCCUGUUGGAUCGACUCUGACCUUCAAAGUCAACCAAAAUCGUUAUGGUUCCCACUGACGAUAAUACUACAACGAUGGCUCCAGAUGUGGGAGACCGGCAAGAUCGCACCCGACCUGAAAUUCAAGCCAUGGACUGAACGGGACCUUCAGGCGUCCCUCGAGGCUUGGGAUCAACUGGUUAAUGCUAUUGAGAGCCGAUUACCCACUCAUGUAUCACGGCAGACCACGAAUGAACCGCUUGUCGAACAGAGCGUCGCAGACAGAUGCGCAGAACAGUCGUUCCAGCGUGCUUUCCUCACGAAGGCCCGUCGGCCUGUGUUCAGUUGUGCCGCACCAGGCGUCCAUGUAUGGUCGGCCGAGGGUUUCGAAGCCACAUACGCUGCAGAGCCUCACGAUAGCGAGCGCAAACAAGUCAUCGGCAGAAAGCCCGACGAUCCCGAGGACUAUCGAUCAGCUCUGUCUCGAGACCUAGCGCCGACUCUGCUAUUCAUUGGCAGAGCCGUCGAAUCCACUUCGCGAGAACCUACGAAACCUUCGCUAAGAGACUAUGAGGGUAGGGGCUCGGUCUUGCUGAAGAGAGGCUCGGACCUGACAAGGGGUAUGGUGGGACUUUAUACUUGGCCCCGCGAAGACUGGAGUGAUGCAGUUGUAUUCUCGGAUGGCAGAGGGAGAGAAACUAGCUUUUCCUACAGAGGAUCGUGCCCGUGGAUGUCCGGAAGGCCCCCAGCACUCUUGCGCGACGUUCGUCAAUUCUGGAAGAGGCUGGUGGUUGAUGGUACUUGGAAAGUCGGAGACUAUGGUGUUCCUGGAAAUAUGCCACACUACCAUACCCACCAAUAUUUUGCUAGCUGGGACGCCGCGGCGUAUUACUAA